Molecule: messenger RNA, 1116 nt
Organism: Phaedon cochleariae (mustard beetle)
Lineage: Eukaryota; Metazoa; Arthropoda; Insecta; Coleoptera; Chrysomelidae
Source: the annotation of a GenBank genome assembly
AUGAAAGUGGAAGAAGAUGCAACAAUCAAACCUCUUCAAACUCCAUUUGGUUACCAAACAUUCCAUAAUCCGGCAAUGUUCACACCCUCCCAAAUAAUCAUGGCUAGUCAAUUAAUGGCUGCUACUGGCUUAACUUUAUCAGCGAAUCCAGCUUUUUUUCAUCCUGGACUUCUUCCGAUGCCAUGGGCUGCAAAUUCUACGCCGUUAAACUCGCCACCUUCACCACCAACCAGCAACGAACCCCUUUCUCCAGCACUCAUUUCGAGGAAAAAGGAUAAUAUCGUAAGCAGUAGUACCAUGAUGACAGAUAUUCGAAAAAGAAAAUUCAAGGUUGAGGAUGACGCCACCAGUGUUCCUCUGCCUUCACCGACAUCAAGCGUUUCACCACCGUCUGGAUCCGAAGUAAAGGACCAAAAUAGAGAUAAACAAUUCACUUGUCAAGUGUGUAAUAGGUCAUUUGGAUAUAAACACGUCCUUCAGAACCAUGAACGAACUCAUACAGGAGAAAAACCAUUCGAGUGCCCAGAGUGCCAUAAGAGGUUCACGAGGGAUCAUCACUUGAAAACUCACAUGAGGCUUCACACUGGAGAACGCCCAUAUCAUUGCGAACACUGCGAUAGACAAUUCGUCCAAGUGGCAAAUCUGAGGAGGCACCUUAGGGUUCAUACUGGAGAACGGCCAUACGCAUGUGAGCAUUGCAGUGCGAAAUUUUCAGAUUCCAACCAACUGAAAGCUCAUAUCCUGAUUCACACGAAUGAGAAACCGUUUUCUUGUGACAGAUGCCAAAGCAGAUUCAGAAGGAGGCAUCAUUUAUUGCACCAUAAGUGUGGAUUGCCCGAUAAAGAAAUGACUCCUGAUUCUGAUGAUGAGCAAUCGAAAAAAAGGAGAGCACCACAUCCUCCUGUCAUGCCUCUGAUGAGUUUUUCUAUUCAAGUUACUCAUCCUGAGCAGACUGAACCAGAAGAUCUCAGUAUGACUACUGGUUUACACUCAAACAGCUCCAGUGGAGGUUCACCAAUGAGGAGUCCGAGCUCUAGAGAUGAAGAAGAGGAUGAUUUGGAUCCUCAAGACUCUGUCGCAAUAUUUUUGCAAAGAAGGCCAUUAGGUAGGUCCUAG